This is a messenger RNA of Aspergillus clavatus NRRL 1, 2433 nucleotides long. RefSeq names its product putative Patatin family phospholipase. The coding region runs from base 1 to 2433 and encodes 810 amino acids. The record is from RefSeq and is a predicted model, not a curated record. Gene Ontology annotation, biological process: lipid metabolic process. Gene Ontology annotation, molecular function: triacylglycerol lipase activity. Lineage: Eukaryota; Fungi; Ascomycota; Eurotiomycetes; Eurotiales; Aspergillaceae. The transcript has 2 exons.
AUGUCGCUCUUCCAUGACUCGACCAUUGUGCAACAGCCCAAAUGCCACGGGAAAUCCAAAUCCGGGAACAAACCCGGUCCAUCCUCGACCUCUUCCAACCGACAGCACCAUUUCCUGCCGCGAUUGAUCUCCAUUCCUUCGUUAUCAUCAGUGGUGCGGAAUUCGUUCACCUGGGCCGGAGAUACCUUGUACUCAUAUCGUGAUUGGGCUUCCAAAGAGCAGAGGAAGGCACUUACGGAAGCCGAGGAUCGUAAGGAGGUUUUAUACCUGAGGAUGCGAAAUGUAAAUCAAGGCUUCAACAUCUUCCUGGCUCUUGUGAAUGUCUGCGCUAACCCGGUAUCUCUUGAUAUACAGGCAGUCUCGGUUGAAGAGUGGAAAAGUUGCGCUUGCGAACUGGAUGAGCUGGAGGACAACAAUACCUGGAAGCGAACGUUUGAAUGUUCCGAAUACAACCCCCUGCUGGUCCAGGAGCGCCUCAAGCAACUGGAAGAAGCCCGCGUCAGCUGCGAUGUGAGCAGGAUGUUGUUUCUGAUCCGCACCUCGCUCAGUCGCGACCUGGGAAAUAUGAGCAAUGUAUCGCUCUAUCGGCAUUCGCACGUUGGAACAAAGGAGCUGAUCGACCGCUACAUUACUACCGCCCUCGACACUAUUUCUACUUUGGUGGAGCUUUCUGGAAAUAAAUGUGACGGGCUCGAAUUGAGAUAUAUGCUUGAUCAGCUGCUUGCAGCAAGACAGGCGUUCGGUCGAAGCGCUCUUUUGUUCUCUGGAGGAGCCACCUUUGGCAUGAACCACAUUGGCGUUCUCAAGGUUCUGUGGCAAGCGAAACUACUCCCCCGCAUCAUCUCCGGUGCAUCAGCGGGCAGUAUCAUAUGUGCUGUAUUCUGUACACGCACCGACGAUGAGUUGCUUGAGCUACUUGACACCUAUGCGUAUGGCGAUUUUGCCGUUUUCGACGAAGAGGGGAAGGAAGAGAACAUUCUGCAAAAAACAGCCCGGUUCUUGAAAUACGGCUCUUUCUUAGACAUCUCUCAUCUUGCCAAGGUGAUGAGAAAUUGGCUGGGUGAUAUCACCUUCCAGGAGGCUUACAACAGGACGCGGAGGAUACUGAAUAUCUGUGUCUCCAGUGCAGGCAUGUACGAGCUUCCCAGGCUAUUGAACUAUAUUACCGCACCCAACGUGAUGAUUUGGUCUGCCGUUGCCGUUUCCUGCUCGGUACCUCUGGUUUUUACGCCCUUUGCUCUCAUGGCCAAGGACCCAUUGACAGGGGAGGCGGUCCCCUGGAAUGACUUUGACACGCAGUACAUUGAUGGCUCGGUCGAUGGGGAUCUACCUAUGACUCGAUUAUCCGAAAUGUUCAAUGUCAACCACUUCAUAGUCUCGCAGGUGAAUCCUCAUGUGGUUCCUUUCCUCCCAAGAGACGAUGGACCGAGCCGCGGGCGGGCGGAGGAAUCGCCCGUUCCUCGAUGGUUGCGCGCCGUGACGCAUCUAGCAAAAGAUGAGAUAUUGCAUCGAAUGACGGUUUUGUCAGAUUUGGGUAUCUUCCCGACAUCACUAAGCAAGGCUGCCUCCAUCAUGAACCAGAAAUACUACGGAGACAUCAACAUCUACCCGAAGAUCCUCUACAGCAAUUUCCCCCGAAUUCUGAAGAAUCCGACCACCGAAUUUAUGCUCCAGGCCUGUCUCAGCGGAGAACGCGCAACAUGGCCUAAACUCGGGCGUAUCCGCAAUCAUUGUGCCAUCGAGCUCGCACUGGACUCUGCCAUCCAGAAGAUGCGGGCGCGGGUUACUUUCAGUCCCAGUCCGGUGGACUUGAGGCAGCGCGGUUUGAAUGACCAAUCGGUCGGUUCUCUCGAUAGUAGCAGUGGGCGUGGACGCAUGCUGAACCGAAGGAGCUCGUACGAUCAGGGACUGACACUUGCGGCACGAACCCGCCCCGGCUUGGACCGCCGGUCAAUGGUAGAAGUUAGAAGAACUCGGAGCGUGUUAUUUUCCGAGCAGACCCCUUCAACUAAACAUGCUCUGCAUGCGGCCACUGUUGGUCAGCAGUUACAAGGUCUAGCCGACAAUCGUCAGUGUGAUGGGCCGUACUUGGUGGAUUCGGAAUAUGGCGAAACGGAUUUGUCGUCUCCGGAACGACCCGUGUUGUCGAGGGGUGCCUCGUGGGGGUCAUCACCCUAUGACCAGCAGGCACAAUGGAAUGGCUCACAGAGCUCUCCACGCAUCCGGCCGUCCUCGUCCGCUGCAGUAUCGGUACCGAACAUCCCUGCAAGUCCCAAGCAUUGGCCAUCAUCCGUCCAUUCUGGUGACGAGACUGUGUCCCAGGUCUCUUUUUUGAACUCGAAGACUGUUUCACCUCCUCACAGCCUGCUCCAAAUGAUCCCUACGAUUCAAGUUGGCUCCCCUGGGACAUCCACCCGGCAUUCUUACGGCUGA